Messenger RNA from Xylaria bambusicola, 2908 nucleotides. RefSeq lists its product as uncharacterized. The record is from RefSeq and is a predicted model, not a curated record. The transcript is spliced from 2 exons. The coding region runs from base 441 to 2528 and encodes 695 amino acids. NCBI's taxonomy places the organism in Eukaryota, Fungi, Ascomycota, Sordariomycetes, Xylariales, Xylariaceae.
ACACAGUGGUACCGUAUGACGGACCAGGAGAGAGAUCACCUCUGACUGCAUGUAACGGCAGUCUAGUGGAGGCCGAGGGCGGUACUCGAUACGACUCUCUCACUUGUCCUUACUCAUUCACUUACUUACUUACUGACUUGCAGUACCUCCUACACUUCAUGCAUGUGCUCGCCCCUUCUUCUCAAUGCACCACAAUCACUCCAUCUCCCACGCAUCCGAACUGCCGCCUUUAGGUUAUUCAGUCAUUCGAUCUAAUUUGAUUUACUCUCCUUUUUCGUUGUUUCCGCCAGCAGCAACUGCAACGUGCCGGAGACCGGCCACAUCGCAUUUUAUCUUUCCAGCGUGUAUUGGCGUAGACGAUAUCAUUAUGCAAACAGCAUUCACUGGACAAAGCGUCUUUCCAUAGCCUCGCAUUAUCGUUUAUUGACAUAUCAACAACUAUGGCGCAGCGUGUGGCAACACCGCAGGGCGCAAAGCGAAAUUUCGCCGAUUUCUUCUCUCCGUCAGGGUUACAUGUGGAUGAAGCCGAAAAUCGACGGCCGCCAUAUCCCCCACCUGGCUCUAUGGGCGGCCUACAAGCACCUCAGGUUGGUGUAGCCGUCGUGACGAUUGACAUGUUCCGGGAUUAUCAAAGACAGGUUGCGGCAAGUUUUGAACGACAGAACAACCAAAUUGGUCUUCUGCAGGAGCGGGUCCAGUCCAUAGAGGGACGCGUCCAAUCACUUGAAGAUGCCGAGGAUAUGGCAAUUGAUGCGGUGCGUGAGAUACGCGAUAGAGUCAUUCCUCGCGUUGAGAAACACGGCGAGACUCUUGACUCCUUGUCAGGAGCCAUGACGCGCCAAAAUAGCAUCAUCGAGGCGUGGGGAAACCUGGGCCAGGAGUUCCGCGCAAGCCAGGGUCGCGAUUCUACCCGACCUAGUCAGCUCGCUUGGCGCCCAGGUCCGCUGGGUGGUUCUAAUGACCAGGCGAAGAGCGCCAUUGAGGAUCUGAAAGCACAAGUGACAAGAAGCUUUGCCAGCUUGGCGGAGCAUGAUAGGCGUUUGGGAGAAAAUGAUGCCCGUUUAUCCACACACGAUAGGCAUUUGACAGAGCACGAGAGACGUAUAGGGGAGCAUGAUACGCGCCUGCAAGCUCACGAAAGGCACUUAAGUGAUCAUAGUACACGUCUGGGAGCGCAUGAUAGGCUCUUCGGAGAGCACAAUGCUCGCCUACGAGUGCAUGAUGGCCAUCUUAGAGAUCACGAUGUGUGCGUAGCGAAACAUAAUGACCGCAUGGGUGGCUUGGAUAAAGCAAAUGAGCAAUUGAGCUCGCGUGUUGCGGUACUUGAACAAAGAACGGAUCAUGGGCUAAGUCCCGCUCAGAUUACAGCAAUCAUGCAGAACCACCAGCAACGUCUCGAAUCGCUGGAACAAAGUUUGCAACGCCACAUAAAAACAUCGCAAGAAACGCAAGCGGCAAAGUCUAGUAGCCCACAGAGCCAAAUACAUUCACUUCCUCGGGACAAGCAAAUUUCUAUGCAGCCAGCAGCCACUCAAACAGAUCAACAGGUCGAUAAGUCUGAAAAUAUGCAGAGCCCCGAAUCAAAAAGCCAGGAAAUCAAAAGACAGGGCGAAGAGACGGAUCACGCCUCAGAAUUAAAUCGACUUGUUGAGCAUUUAGAUGUCAUUGACAAAAGAAUAGCCCCGUUGGAGGAACGAAUAAACCUAGUCGAGAAAGAGUACGAGAAGCUGUCACAAUCCGCUGCGACUCCUGAGAGUAUAUCCAAGGAUGUAGCAGCUGAGGAAGAAGGCCAGUAUGAGAUAUUGAGCCAGACUAACUUCCAACGCCAGGAAGACCUUGUGAGCUUGAGAAUGAACGAAGACACCCUGUUUCUCAUGCAGCUCUUCUCAGAGAAAGACAAGUGUGAAGAUGCUUGUUAUACAGUCCAGAGGGCCUGUGUUCAUAUGUGGUCGUAUCUUCUUUGUCAAAGCCGAAAAGACGAGAGGCUCAUCUCGGAUUUCUGGAAAAGAGACGAUUGGCUGAACUAUCCGACCAUUCUCGAGCUCCAGCGAAACAGUGCUAUGCCAAAGGGCAAAUAUUUUCCGCGUUACGUCUAUGAGAUUGGUGAAAUUUUCAAUCGUAAAGUUGUCACUAAAUACAACGGACGACAGGCUACUCACCGUUCCACCGGAUACCAUCUUGUUGUUGAUGUCAUGAAGCCUGAAAAGUCGCUCUGGCUUGUAUAUCGGUACGAGGAGGUAGGUGGGGACGGUCAAAGCCUGAAACAAAGCAUCACGUACAAGCAAGACAAUUUCUGGCACCCUUUCGCAAGUGUGUGCGAAUUUGAUAUAGCUAUGAUCUUUGAACGCUUUGCAGAUUGGAAAGGCACAGAUACGCCGGUCGGGAGCUUCAUGGCCUCCAAGAAACUCGUGCGACAGACAGCAGCAUUAAUUAGACCUACGUUUAUCGAGCCGGUUCUCCAGGAGCUAAAGGACGAGAUUCGACGAAGUUGGGAAGCUAGUGCUAAGAUAGCAACACUCCGACGAUGAGAAGGGCAGCUUUCUCCAAGGGGUAGAUAUAGUAAGAUUGGUUGAAAAGUGGGGAAAUGAGAAUUUGAAAUGCUCGGUUCUCUGCCAUGGUUUGGUGAGAUCAAUAUCUUACCCUUAGACGGUUGGCCACCUGAGACUAACGCAAACCAAAGGUUCGAUUCAGUGACGCGCCUCUUGGGCACUACUUAGUGAUAUUAAAGAGAAUCGAACUGCUUCUUCAAUGCAGGUGCGCCUAGGAAGAGGAUACCCGUUAGCCGCUCGCCAAACACAGUGGUCAAAACGGCCUUGUUUAGAUUGCUGGGAACAUCGGAAGGCUGUGUAACGUUAACAAACUGCCAUGUCGAGGCUGGGGGUUAGUUUGAGGGGAGGUGGAUCAUUUU